Molecule: messenger RNA, 1495 nt
Organism: Vigna umbellata (rice bean)
Lineage: Eukaryota; Viridiplantae; Streptophyta; Magnoliopsida; Fabales; Fabaceae
Source: RefSeq, a predicted model, not a curated record
GACGUGUGCAAUGAUGCCUUCAUCAUAUAGCUGAGAGAGACACACCAGACCUUGCACCAAUCACGUUUAUCUUUUGUUUCUCAAAAGCUAGAAAGGACCACAACUCGUAGAGGUUCUCUGGUUCUGUGUGGACUAGGAAAGAGGGUCGUCUCAGAAACAUGGAAGAGGAGAAAGGUAAACAGCCAUUGUUGGAGAAGAAGAAGUACUAUGAGAACUGCCCCGGUUGCAAAGUGGAUCAAGCCAAAGAGUUGAGUGAGGGACAGGGUGUGCCAAUUACAAAGCUUUUUAUCAUGUGGAUGGUGGCGUUGAGUGCUGCACUGCCUAUAUCAUCUCUCUUUCCGUUCCUCUAUUUCAUGGUAAGGGAUUUUAAUAUAGCGAAAACAGAAGCUGAUAUUAGUACUUAUGCUGGUUAUGUGGGUUCUGUAUUCAUGCUUGGCAGAUGUUUGACAUCUUUUCUGUGGGGAAUCAUAGCAGAUCGCUUUGGUCGAAAACCUGCUAUACUUAUAGGGGUUACUUCAGUUGUCGUUUUCAACACACUAUUUGGCCUUAGCACAAGUUUUUGGAUGGCUAUUAUCACGAGAUUUCUUCUGGGAAGUUUCAAUGGUUUUCUAGGACCAGUGAAGGCCUAUGCCUCUGAACUUUUUAGAGAAGAACAUCAAGCUCUAGGACUGUCAACAGUAAGCUCAGCUUGGGGCAUAGGUUUAAUAAUUGGUCCAUCACUGGGAGGCUAUUUGGCUCAGCCAGUAGAGAAGUACCCAAAUAUUUUUCCAAAGGAUUCCUUUUGGGAUAAGUUUCCAUACUUCUUGCCCAGCCUCAUAACAUCAGCAUUUGCAUUUGUAGUAGCAAUCGGAUGCAUCUGGAUUCCAGAAACACUUCACAACCACAAUUCUAGCAAUGAAUCCACAGAGUAUGCUGAAGCUUUAGAAAAUGGAACUGAUGCCACAGACAAUGAAAAGAUAACAAAAAAGAAUGAAAACCUUUUCCUGAAUUGGCCCUUAAUGUCAUCUGUCAUUGCUUAUUGUGUCUUCUCACUUCAUGACAUUGCUUAUCAAGAGAUUUUCUCCUUAUGGGCAGUGAGUCCUCCAAAGCUGGGGGGUUUGAACUUUACAACUAAUGAUGUUGGUAACAUUCUUUCAGUAUCAGGUCUUGCACUUAUAAUUUACCAACUUGCCUUAUACCCUUUUGUUCAAAGAGCAAGUGGAGCUAUUGGUAGUGCCCGCAUUUCAGCUCUGUUAACCAUACCUCUUUUGCAAAGCUACCCCUUCAUUGCAUUGUUCUCAGGCUUAGCACUAUUCAUAGGGUUGAGUACUGCUUCAAGUCUGAAGAGCAUUCUGUCUAUCACCAUCGUGACUGGUUUGUUCCUUCAACUAAACCGAGUAGUGGAACAACACCAAAGAGGAGCUGCUAAUGGUAUUGCAAUGACAUGCAUGUCUCUAUUCAAAGCUAUUGGCCCUGCAUCAGGUGGUGCAUUGUGAGUGUUCCUCUUAUUUCUUCA